Messenger RNA from Condylura cristata (star-nosed mole), 3426 nucleotides. It is a transcript of the gene URI1, whose product is annotated as URI1, prefoldin-like chaperone. The record is from RefSeq and is a predicted model, not a curated record. The transcript has 11 exons. Gene Ontology annotation, molecular function: chromatin binding; transcription corepressor activity; phosphatase inhibitor activity. NCBI's taxonomy places the organism in Eukaryota, Metazoa, Chordata, Mammalia, Eulipotyphla, Talpidae. Gene Ontology annotation, biological process: negative regulation of phosphatase activity; negative regulation of transcription by RNA polymerase II. Bases 1 to 1485 code for a protein of 494 amino acids.
AUGUUGGUGGUCACUAACUGCCAAGAGAAAAUCCAGCAUUGGAAGAAGGUAGAUAGUGACUAUAAUGCCCUUCAAGAAAGACUCAGUACUUUGCCUGAUAAAUUGUCUUAUAAUAUCAUGGUACCACUUGGCCCCUUUGCCUUCAUGCCAGGAAAACUUGUCCAUACCAAUGAAGUCACUGUUUUACUUGGGGACAAUUGGUUUGCAAAGUGUUCAGCAAAGCAGGCUGUGGGCUUAGUUGAGCACCGGAAGGAACAUGUAAGAAAAACAAUAGAUGAUUUAAAAAGAGUGAUGAAAAAUUUUGAAUCCAGAGUGGAAUUCACUGAAGAUUUGCAGAAGAUGAGUGAUGCUGCAGGUGAUAUUGUUGAUAUAAGAGAAGAAAUAAAAAGUGACUUUGAAUUUAAAGCAAAGCAGCGGAUUGCUCAUAAACCUCACUCCAAACCAAAAACUUCAGAUAUUUUUGAAGCAGAUUUUGCAAAUGAUAUAAAAUCCAAGGAUUUGCUUGCUGAUAAGGAACUGUGGGAUCGACUUGAAGAACUGGAGCGACAAGAAGAAUUGCUGGGCGAACUUGACAGUAAACCUGAUACUGUGAUUACAAGUGGAGAAGAUACAACAUCUUCUGAAGAGGAAAAGGAGGAUCAGAACAUAAAUGUGAAUGUGAUGCAGCCAGUAACAGACUCUCUUACUCCCAGCAGUGGUGAGAAUGUCGCAAGGUCCGAGCUCUUCAAUGGUCGAGUGAACUGUCAUUUGAACUAUUCAGUGAAUGGGUCACAUUCUUACCACAGUAAUGAAGAAGAAAAGGAAGAAGAAGAUGACGACACUGAUGACCAUGAAAAUGGCUGUAAUGAUUUAGGGUUUGGAGAUGACACUAUACCAACUAUAUAUUUUUCUCACACUAUUGAACCUAAGAGGGUCCGAAUAAAUACUGGAAAAAACACCACUUUAAAAUUCAGUGAAAAGAAAGAAGAAGCCAAACGUAAACGAAAGAGCAGCUCUAGCGGUAGCCAGGCUGCCCAGGAGCUGCCUCCCAUCAGGACGCCCGCUGACAUUUAUCGAGUCUUUGUUGAUGUGGUGAAUGGAGAGUAUGUCCCCCGUAAGUCCAUCCUGAAGUCACGCAGCAGGGAGAACAGUGUGUGCAGUGACACCAGCGAGAGCAGCACUGCCGACUUUGACGACAGGCGGGGGCUUGUGCGCAGUGUCAGCUGUGACGAGGCUGCGUGCAGUGACGCCAGUGAGAGCAUUUUGGAAGAGGAGCAACAGAAUCAUCAAAAGAAACUUUUGUCCUUAUCUGGAGCACCUGAGGCUUUUUCUGGAACUGUAAUAGAAAAAGAAUUUUUAUCACCCUCCUUAACACCACACCCAGCCAUGGCUCAUCCUGCACUGCCCACCAUUCCAGAACGAAAAGAAGUUCUGUCGGAAGUGUCAGAAGAAACUACAAAGAGGGUUUCAAAGUUCAAAGCUUCCAGAUUGCAGCAAAAAAACUAGGCACUGCCUAGGAAAUGGGAAUUUGCAUUCUCAAGCCGAGUGUUCCAUUUGUUUAGGGUAUAUCCAUAGCGAAAUAUGUUGUAUGUAGCUUGAAAAGAGGCAACCUGAGUUAUCUGGCAACACGGUCUGUUACCCUGACCAGUGAGUGGUAUUUGAAAGAAAUCAAAGUGAAUGCUUGAAUAUUGUAGGGUACUGUUUGGUUGUGUUAAUUCUCUGAACACUGUCAAAAUUUUCGUCUGCGUGUGCCCUAUGAUGCAGUGGCAGCACUUCGAAUUAUUUUUUAAAGAUUACCGUUCAUAGGCAUUGUUUUCAUUUGUGGAACGAAAUACAGGCAGUUUUAUGCCAGCUGUGAUGUUGUGUAUACCAUAUGGGCCAUUUUAAAGAAACUUAAAAUUUCAAGUAGAUUCAACGACUAUAUUACUUGCUUUAGCAUUGAAAAGGCACUUUAAAAAAAAUCUGCUUCUUGUAGGUUUUGCAACUAGGUGGCUAUUUAAGAACUCUUCCCGCUGUCAUUCUGUAAUCGCUGAGGCCUAAAACUAGUGUGCCCUAUGGGAAAGUUUCUUUGAUUGGAAGAAUGGUAUUUUGUAAAACUUUUUUUUUUCCAAGUAAAAAUUUUAUGAAACUUGGUCUCUAAGAUGUGAACUUCAUGACUGGAUUUAGACGUGUCUCUGAUUCCUAUUGUAUACCCAUGCACAUAAUGCGUCCGUAAUUGGUCUGAUUCCUUGGGUGCUCCUUAUCUGGUGUGAGCAGUUUUAACUGGUGUUACACUUUGGGAACAAAGGAAAGGUUGUCUAGAUACUAAAUGUAAUAGAUUUUUUUCAAUAAGAAUUUCAUAUUUGACCCUUUCCAACAUCUUACUCUCUAAGGCUACCUUUCCUACUAGUAAAUAAAUAAGUUACUUUUAGCAAAAUUUCUUAAAGAGAAAUGAAUUUUAACAAUGAAAAUUAUACUGCAAGUGUUCGUCAUUACCUUGAUGCAUGCUAAAAUGUAGCUUUUAAAAAAACAUUCUGCAUUAGUCCUAAAAUAAGCCUUCAAUGCCAGUCCACCCUCUAUUCAUGGCUAAAUAUUUAAAGGUUAUUUAUAGCUUCUUUAAUGAAUUCUUGCUUAAACAAAAUGAAAUUAUGUCCUAGAAAAGUAGAAGCUUUUUGUAAGUAGAACAGUGCAACUGUAAAACUUUUAUGAAUAUGUAUUUUAAUAUUGGGGGUGAGGGCUGAGCCUAACUUCUUCCAGUUAGGGUAAUUCAGAACAUAGGACUGAUUUUAUGGGGGGUGAGGACUGAGCCUAACUUCUUCCAGUUAGGAUAAUUCAGAACAUAGGACUUAUUUUGAAGAUCUCCUCCAAAUGUAGAUUUUUUCUUACUAAGUUUGAUCACAUGCAUAUAUUUGUCAUUAAAAACUGAUUUUUUUUCAGCCCCAUCCCCUGCAGAAAAACUAAACCAAGUCAAAUAAAAAAUAUGAUAUACCAGUUGCUAUUCAAGUGAGCUUUUCUGAGCUCUGCUAAAACACAACACAAACACAACACACACAAACACAACAGUAAUUUUAGAUCUACAGGAAAAUUGCAAAAAUGUUAGAGUUCCCAUAUACCCCACCAUCCAUCUCCCCUUAUUAUUACAACCUCUUGUAUAUUCAUAGCACAAUUUUUGAGUGAGGUUUAAAUGGUACGACACAAUUAACUAAACUGCAGCUCUUAUUUGAACUUCACCAACUGUUCCCCUAUGUUCCUUUCAGAAUCCUGUCUAGGACCCCACCUUGCAUUAAUCAUUGCUUCUUUGUCUCCCUCAGCCUUUGACAGUCCUUGCUAUUUCCUUGCCUUUUGUGGGUGGUAAUUUUGAAGAUUACUGCACAGGAGUUUUGUAGGAUGUUCCUCAGUCAGAGUUUGAUGGUCACAUGACUAGAAUGAGGUUUUUGCAUUUUGGAUAGGAAUAUCACAGACAUGUAU